Molecule: messenger RNA, 1641 nt
Organism: Oikopleura dioica
Lineage: Eukaryota; Metazoa; Chordata; Appendicularia; Copelata; Oikopleuridae
Source: the annotation of a GenBank genome assembly
AUGGACAACAAUCGGCUCUACAGCGGGCACAUUUGCCACGCGCUUGAAGACAACGAGGAGCUGCACAAAAACAACGAUCUCGGCGAAGAACUCGAAAAGAUCGAAAGCCUCCAUUUCCAGGUCACCCAAGCUGUCAAGGACGAGGUCGAAAUUAUCGCCCCGGAGAAGUAUCUCUGCAACUCCUUCGACGAUCUCACUCAACUCAACGAGAAGUUGAAGAGGAACCUGAGCGUUUACGGCUGGGAAAAGCCGCUUCUCGUCCAGCGAGUGUCGAUGCGCCCGAUUCAAGAGCAACAGGACAUUCUCGUCAAUGCCCAAACCGGCUCUGGAAAGACGGGAGCGUUCUUGAUUCCAAUCAUCAACCACAUUUUGACCAACAAAAGAGAGAAGAAAUUCCCAAACGAGGACGAAUCUGGAAUUCCGGGCGUCGAUGUCAUCGGAAUCGACCCUCGAGCGUUGAUCAUGACGCCAACGCGCGAACUGGCGAUUCAAAUUGCCAAGGAAGCGAUCAAACUAACUCGUGGACUCGAGCGCGAGGAGAUCAAGAUCUGCAACCUCUACGGCGGCACGAAGCGCUCUACCCAGCGCUUCCACGCGUUUGGAGCGGACAUCAUCGUUGGCACUCCCGGCCGCGUCGCUGACAUCUUGUUUCCAAGCGUCGAAGGUGCAACUAAGCAACACUUUGAGAGUUGCGAGUUCGUCGUCCUGGACGAAGCAGAUCGAAUGCUGGACAACGGCUUCGGCGAACUCAACAACAUCAUCAUCAACAAGAUCAAGGAAAAACGCAGUAGCGCGGGUCCAGUCAGCAAGGUCCUUACUUCCGCUACCUUUCCCGCUGAAGUGCAGGUUUUCGCCAACAAGUUUCUGCGCCCAGAUUACUUGUACGCUCAGUGCGGAAUUCUCAACGCUCCAUGCGCGUCCGUGAAGCAACAAGUGAUCAAAGUCGAAGGGCUGAACAACAAGUUCGAGCAGCUCAGGUCCGUCCUCGAGGAAUUUCAAAUCGGCAGCGGCAAGAAGGCGCUCGUUUUCGCCAACACAAAAACGCGAGUCGACUACUUGGGCUGCAUGCUCUCCGAGUCCAUGGAUUUCACUUGCAUGACGAUGCACGGCGAUCGAUCCCAGGAGCAGCGGGAAUUCGCGCUUUGGACUUUUGCCACGACCAACUGCCACGUUUUGAUCGCCACUAACGUGGCCGCCCGUGGAUUGGACAUUCCCGCGGUCGACUUGAUCGUCAACUUCGACUGCUCCGACAUCGAGUACUUCCACGACGACUUCAUCCACCGAAUCGGGCGCACUGGACGCGUUGGUCGACCGGGCACAGCCGUCACCUUCAUCCAAGAAGGAGGAAGAUUCAGCGACGAGAAAAAAGUCCCCAUCCUCGUCAAACUCAUGAAGGACGUGAAGGCUGAGGUGCCAGAGUGGCUUCAAGAAAUGGCCGACAACACUCCCGAUUCGGACGAGGAGGAGAAGAGCAACGACGCUGCCAGCGUUACCAGUCGAAUCUCGUCGAAAGCUGCUUCCUCCAAGUCCUGCCCGACGCUCAUUGGCGAGAGCGACGAUGAGGACGAAAACAAGGAGGACGACUCUCCCGAAGCGCAAGAAAAAUUCCGACUCGCUCUUGGUGGCUUCGACGAAUCCUAA